UGGCAGUGGCCAUGCUCAAAAGACAGGAUGGUGGUAGCUGGCCCAUCACUCUGCCCCACUAUGGUUGAUCUUAUAUGCUCACAAGAAACGGUCAGCAAAGCACCAGCUCCCCCCCCGUCGGUCUGUCUGUCUCUACUUGUCUCAGGCUCAAACCGAAUCCCCUCCUGCGUUCCUCACUUGAGCUGUGGCAGCGGUGGAGCAGCAGCCUGCCCACCCCGCCAGGACAGCUUAAAAAUCCUCCGAACUCGCAGUUUGCGCGAACUGUGCUGUGAAGACACCCCUAAGACUGUCGGCUACUCUUUGUUCGGUGUGCACAGCGCCUGGGGUCAGAGGCUCAGUGGUGGUACCACAGUACUAUCACUUCACAGCAGCCCAGGCCUGCGACACCAACUCUGCUUGGUUACAACGGCACCACACUGUAAACAUCACUGCGAUAGCUCAGCGGAAUUCCCCCUUCCAGCUCCGUGGGACCCGCCUAGUCGCUGCUGGAAGCAGGGGGAGUUGCCCAUUGGCUUCGCCUGCCUGGAAUAUGUCACACCAGCUCCAGGUUUAUCAGACUCCCUGCUAGCAGCACCGAUCCCAGGUGUGUCCGCCCCAUACACACAGCGAUUCGCUGGAGACGGCGCUGCCAGGCCCCUUUCUCCUUUGACAUGGCAGCCGUCGAUUAGGGGCAGCUCCUGUUUCAUUCUUUUGGUGAGAGGGGAUUUCCCGUCGCAAGCCGCUGGGCCAGAUGCCGUGUGCGCUGCCGAGUUCGGGGUGGGGAUGGCACAGCUCUUGUGGAUGCCAGAAGCUGGCCCCGGGAACGACUCAAACUUUGCCUCCUGCAUGCAGCUGCCUCAGGAAAUAGCGUCACAGAAAACCACAGAACUUCUGAAUGUAAAACGAUGUGGCCCGGGCCCGGGAGCCUGAUGCCAGAAUUCAAGAUGGCUGCCAAGGAAGAGAAAUGGAGUCAAGCCAACACUCUAGCCUUUCUUGUCCAUGAUCGAUGGUUUAUUAGCGCCUCUCUCACCUCAUUGGCUAACCGCAGGUGAUUGACAAGCACCCUGGUGCAAACGCAGGGCUCUCCGAGUGGCCGGGACUCUCUCAGGCCCGUAACUCGUACACAGCCCAGCCAAUAAGCAGGCAGGGACGAAAACCAAAGCCGUAACCUACAGCUUCCCCCCCCCCCGAGGCUAUUUGUGGGGCACUGAAGCAAAGCAGCAGUGAAACGUCUGCGCGGGCAUCCCGGGGGAGGCUGGAGUUCCCUGCGCCGGCCCCUCCAAGCCGGAGUCCGGUUUCCGGGCGCAGGGACCGGUGGCGGCUCGUCACAGCCCCGGGAAUUGCUCUCGUCUUGGCCUCCUGCGUUUGAUCUCCUGCCAGGCUGCGCGCUCGCUCGGGGCAGUCUGGCGAGGAGACGCCUCGGAGGCCAGGCAGGCUGCGGGGGGGUCACACAACAGCAGGGAGGCUUUGCCAGCCUCCAUCUCGCUGGCUCCUCAAAUAAGAGGGUUUAAAGUUCACAGCAAAGGGGGCCAGUCGUGGCUCCACCUCCCCCCCCACCCCGGCUUCGGCUGGAGCUUUGCAGGGGCGGCUCGUCCCCCUUCAAAGCGUGGGGGGCGAGCAGCCGGCUGAAGCGCAGAUGCCCUGCAGCCAUACAGCACGAGAGCGAGCACUCUGCUCACGGGUGCCCUUGGCUUUCGGCCGGCGGCUGGGCUGCGUGCGAUGAGAGGGCCCCAGCCUGCAGGGCCAUGCCGGCAUCACCCACCCCUGGCACGAGGCUUGCUCAGAGGGGAGAUUUUAUUGGCCUAGGGUCCCCACUCAGCUCUCCCUGCACCAGAGGCCUGUGGACCCGGUGCGUCCCUCCUUGGCGGGCAGCAGACCAGCCCCAAAACACUAGUAGGGCCUACACAAAAACGCGGGCUAAGUUCUACUCAAAGAUUGUUUUUAAAGUCUUGAUUGGGGGUGGAGGUCAGGAAGGGGGCGGGGGACACACCAUGUUCAGAGGGUCAUGUUAGGGUCAAAGCUCAGGCUAACAAUCCACAUGUACUCUGGGGCAGGCGGAGCCCCACACAGCCAUGAUGGGCUCCGGCUGGAGGUGGCCCUGCCCAUUACUGUAGGUGGGAUGCCUGUGGGCCGCUGCUCUACAAGGCAGCCUUGUGGAUGACAAGGCAGCAGGAGCCAGGUUGGGCUGGCCCUGGGCAGGGGCACCCGAUCUGUUUGCAAGCCCCGGCCCCACUGCUGCUCAGUGCGUCAUCUGCAGCGCAAGUGCCGGAUUGACGGAGCCUGCCCCAUGCCAUGGCCGCUGUUGCCACCAGUGGAGGUGCCCAGGGCGGCAGCGAUUAGCUCAUGCGCCGGCCUCUGGACAGACCUCCUCUGUGAGCGGCUGCUGUGGGGCCGGAGAUGCAGAGGGGGCAGCCUGCAGGGAGCAGCGAGGGGGACUGGGGCGGUCUGUGCACAAGGGGUCAAUUGUACACACAGGCCCCAGCUUCCUUCCUUGGCGGAAAGCCACCAGCGAGCAGGGCGAGGAACCACGAGGCAGCUGGGCCGGCCCCAGCCCCAACCGGGACCCAGCCUGUGGGCACUGCAAAGGGAGGCUGCAGCAGCAGGUUUGGGGUUCCUGCCGGCUGCACGGGGAGGGAGGGGCUCUCACCUGGCAGUAGCAGAGAGGUUCGGCCAGUCCUGGAGCCGCCAAAGGAGCCAGCCGGGCUCGGAGACACAACCAGGCCAGAGCGCAGCAGCUGUAACGCGCCGGGGCCUGUACGGCUGUCGGUGCUGUGAACCUCGCUGCAGAGCCCCGCGAGCUCUCAGCACAUGCGCCCCUCGCGGUGGGGCUGGGACGGGCUCUGCACAGCUCAGGCCAUGGGCCUCUGCCAAGCAGGGCUGGAGAACAGGACGGGGGCCGUCCACUCCAAGCUGGGGUGAGGGGAGGAACCUGCUGGGAGUCAAAGGCCCCUGGCAAAGCCCCAAGGAGGGGAGAUGGGACGAGCGCUGAGGGGGGCCUGGGGCUCCUUGCACAGCCGGGCAGAGGGGAGGGGGGCAGUCUCACCAAGCCCUGAGUCAGGCCCCAGAACUCAUGAGAUGUUGGUAAGGCCCGUGCCUGGUUUUUUCGGGGUGUCUGAGUCCCCGCCCCACAGCGGGGGCGACGAUUGCAGCCCUGCCACUCCCCAGGCAGGCGCCAGCAGGACCCAGCUGGGAUCUGCACACGCAGCCUGUGACAUGCAGCUCCAGCUCCCCGCCCCCGGCAGCUCAGGGAUCCCCCUUUGCAAACAAGGGCUCUGCUCCACCCUCCCUGCCCUGGCUCCCGCUGCUCCCCCAAACUCCUCCCAGCUCAGCAGGAUAGUGGGGAAGGCAGCCAGACACGGGGGAGGCAGGCAGGGGGCUGCCUCCCAGCUCUGCUCCCCUGGCAGCAGGUGGGCCCAGCCCAGACCCCGCGCUGCCCCUCGCCACCACACCCCACUUCGGCCAUGGGGGCUCCUCUCGGCCACCCAGAGCCAGGGGAGGGGCAGGGCAGAGAACAGAUGCUUGGAGGAGAGGGGCUGAGUCUGGCAGCCUUGCAACCCCCUCCCCCCCACACACACCAAGAGGCAGAGAACAAUACUUGAAGCGGUUUUUAUUUACAGACCCAACAAAAACCCAAAAUGAAACAAAGGGUCGGGGAGGGGUGUCGCCUAUUGCACAGUACGAACUCCAGAGCUAGGGGGGCGCAGGCACAGCGCAUGGGGAGCCCCCAGUGUCCCCUCCCCCCUCAGUGCCUACUGCCCCCUUCCCAGCCACAGGGGGCAGAGAAAGAGCUUCCCGGGUAGGAGUGAGUGAGAUGGGGACGUGCACAGUGACCCAGCCCCAUGGCAGCCCAGGUGUCCAGCAGGGGGCACGCGAAGGGGCCGUGGGGCCUGGCGUGCAUGGCACCCCGCUCACCAGCACAGCGGUUACAGCACAAGCUGACGGCGGCCAUGGGGAGAAUAAAUAAAUUACAAAAUAUAUUAACACUGACGU
This is a messenger RNA of Dermochelys coriacea (leatherback sea turtle), 3969 nucleotides long. RefSeq lists its product as uncharacterized. The transcript has 2 exons. NCBI's taxonomy places the organism in Eukaryota, Metazoa, Chordata, Testudines, Dermochelyidae. Bases 28 to 909 code for a protein of 293 amino acids. The record is from RefSeq and is a predicted model, not a curated record.